Eruca vesicaria subsp. sativa (arugula) is the source of this 1785-nucleotide messenger RNA. The record is from the annotation of a GenBank genome assembly. NCBI's taxonomy places the organism in Eukaryota, Viridiplantae, Streptophyta, Magnoliopsida, Brassicales, Brassicaceae.
AUGAAUUGUUUCCCCUGUUUCACUUCAAAAAAGAGUAGUAAUCCACCUUCUGGAAACGAGACUAACGAAAACGAUGAACAUGAAUUCAAACCACCACCUGUUGCGGCGGUAAAACAUAUAGAGGAAAGAGAAACAGAGCAACCACCGGUUAAAACAUUCAAUUUCCGGGAACUAGCGUCUGCCACCAAGAACUUCAGACAAGAAUGUCUUCUCGGAGAAGGUAGUUCCGGUAGGGUUUACAAAGGAACCCUUCAAUCUACUGGCCAGUUGGUAGCUGUAAAGCAGCUAGACAAACAUGGACUACAUGGCAACAAAGAGUUUCAAGCUGAAGUCUUAUCAUUGUCCAAACUCGAACACCCAAAUCUCGUCAAGCUUAUAGGUUACUGCGCUGAUGGAGACCAACGUCUUCUAGUCUUUGAAUUCGUCUCUGGAGGCUCACUUCCUGACCAUCUUUUCGAUCAAGAGCCAGGCCAGAAGCCCUUGGAUUGGCUCACGAGGAUGAAGAUUGCCUUCGGUGCAGCGCAAGGACUAGAUUAUUUACAUGAUAAAGUGAAUCCACCGGUGAUAUACAGGGACUUGAAAGCUGCAAACAUCUUGUUGGAUGAUGAGUUUUACCCUAAGCUUUGUGAUUAUGGUUUGAAUAAUUUAGCUCCCGGGGCUGGUGAUAGCAUGUUUCAUUCUUCAUGUGUUAUGGACACUUAUGGUUAUUCCGCUCCUGAGUACACUAGAGGGGAGGAUCUUACUGUGAAGUCAGAUGUUUAUAGCUUUGGAGUUGUGUUGCUUGAACUCAUCACUGGUAGAAGAGCUGUUGACACUACUAAACCUAAUGAGGAACAGAAUCUAGUUGCUUGGGCACAACCGAUAUUUAGAGACCCGAAACGGUAUCCGGAUAUGGCGGAUCCUCUCUUGAAGAAGAACUUCUCAGAGAGAGGGAUAAACCAAGCAGUGGCUAUAACAUCAAUGUGUCUACAAGAGGAACCAACAGCUCGUCCUUUGAUAAGCGAUGUAAUGGUUGCGCUUAACUUCCUUUCAAUGUCUACAGAAGAUGGUAUUCCAGACGCUGUGCCAAUAUUAUCUUUCAGGGACAAGAGCAUGUCCAUUGCUUUGAGCAGACACGGUUCUUGUUCUGUUACUCCCUUCUCUCUUCUUGAAAAAGAGGGAGACGAUGACUCGUCCAGUGUUUCAUCAGAGUCAGAAGAUGAUGAAAAGAAAGAAGAGUCAGAAGGAAGUAAGAAGAAGCAAGAGGAGGAUUCAGAUGAUGAGUCUGGUUCAGACUCUGAGAAGGGUCAAGAAGAGGAGCAACCAACUCCGUUAGAGAAACCUGAAAGCUCAAGAAGCAGUUCCUCUGACUCUGGAAGCGAGAGAGCGAGUCCUAUUGAUGAAAGUAACGCAAAUGCACAGAGCUUGGAGAUAAAGUAUAGUUAUAGCUCUGAGGAAGAAGAAGAAGAUAACGAGAGGCUAAGCAGUAAAAGCAGUUUUAAAUCAGACAAAGAAUGCACUUCUUUUGAGUAUAAUCACGAUGAUUCGCCAAAGAACACAAGUAUGCGGAUCAAUAGUCUUUCUCAUGAUAAUCAUAGUGAUGAUGAUGAGGAGGAGGAGGAGGAAGGUGAGGAGGAGAAGGAUCAUGAAACUCGGCUUGAGCACAUUCAUAGCUCAAAAUCUGAAGCCAUCAGUAUGUAUUCAGAUGAUGAUGAUGAUGAUGCAGGCGAGGAAAGUGGUGAGUCAUCUUUGAAUAGGGUUGUUGAACCAGAGAAAGAAGACCACGAUUCUUCUGAUGAAGACUGA